UCGUCUCCCCUCUCUCUUUUGUCAUCGACCCUUUACAUAAACCCUAGCUCCCUCACUCUUUCACUCCUCACCGCCUCUCUUUCUUCUCUCUAUCCUUAUCGGUUGACUUUAAGUGUAGAAACCUGUCCAUUGGCUCAAGAUGAGUCGGCCAAUGGAGGAAGAUGGUACCAAGAAUGAGGAAGAGGAGUUCAAUACUGGUCCGCUUUCUGUUCUGAUGAUGAGUGUCAAAAACAACACUCAGGUCCUCAUCAAUUGUCGUAAUAACAGGAAGCUUCUUGGCCGUGUGAGGGCUUUUGAUAGGCAUUGCAACAUGGUCCUUGAGAAUGUUAAGGAGAUGUGGACUGAGGUCCCAAAAACUGGAAAGGGCAAGAAGAAAGCACAACCGGUCAACAAAGAUAGAUUCAUCAGCAAGAUGUUCCUCCGCGGUGAUUCUGUGAUUAUUGUACUUAGGAAUCCUAAGUAAAUGUAAUACAGCUUUUGGAAUUCCAAGGAUUUGUAGAAAUGGGUUUUGUACGAGUGGUAGAUUGUACAUCCCCUAAAAGUUGCACAUAAGCAACUGCGCCUUCAUCCGUAGUCUGGAAAAAUUGCGCGCUAAUUAGUUAUUUAGACUAAUGAAUGACAAGGAUAUGUUUGAGACUC
Messenger RNA from Argentina anserina (silverweed cinquefoil), 639 nucleotides. RefSeq lists its product as uncharacterized. Bases 140 to 463 code for a protein of 107 amino acids. Lineage: Eukaryota; Viridiplantae; Streptophyta; Magnoliopsida; Rosales; Rosaceae. The record is from RefSeq and is a predicted model, not a curated record. Gene Ontology annotation, molecular function: RNA binding. Gene Ontology annotation, biological process: spliceosomal snRNP assembly; RNA splicing. Gene Ontology annotation, cellular component: catalytic step 2 spliceosome; U1 snRNP; U5 snRNP. The transcript is spliced from 6 exons.